Messenger RNA from Cynoglossus semilaevis (tongue sole), 2761 nucleotides. It is a transcript of the gene marveld2b, whose product is annotated as MARVEL domain containing 2b. Gene Ontology annotation, biological process: bicellular tight junction assembly. Bases 289 to 2037 code for a protein of 582 amino acids. Gene Ontology annotation, cellular component: bicellular tight junction; apical plasma membrane; cytoplasmic vesicle. The transcript is spliced from 7 exons. NCBI's taxonomy places the organism in Eukaryota, Metazoa, Chordata, Actinopteri, Pleuronectiformes, Cynoglossidae. The record is from RefSeq and is a predicted model, not a curated record.
CAGGUGCCCCCGGGCACCACGUUGGCGACCCCCGCCAUAGAUCAAGUCAAACAAUUACUAACUGUCAAAUUCUUAGACUAGUCCGUGAACACACCACGAUUCCAGUCAGACCAGAUCCAACUCUCAGACUCUGAGACCCUGUGAAGGUGAGUCAGUGAAACUGAUCUGGAAUCUGCUUAAAAACUAAACCUGGGUUUAUGUCAACCUGUACCUCCACCGGCAGGAAAAACACAAUCUGAAACGGACCAAAAGCUAUCAGCAGAAAAAAAGAUCGAAUUUUAGGUCCUGAUGUCUUCAGGAAUAGUCACCAGGUUUGACCGGGUGCGUGAGACACCAAUCUAUGACCAGGUCCCUGCCGACUACUCAGAUUUUCCGCUGCCUCCUCCAUCUUUGCACGGAUCAGUACGAACUGUUAGCCUAGACCCUCUUCCUCCUCCGCCUCUUCCUGUUCAGCCAGCCAUUGGUCCUGAUUCCUUCUAUCCUCCUAGUGAUGACGAGCCUGUCCUUGCUGACUGCGACGCCAUGGAUAUCAAGCCUGUGCACCGCUUCAUCCCUGACUCAGUCAAGAACUUCUUUCGUGUUAACAGUAGUAAGCGAAGCAGUAACGUAUGGUCACUCCCUCCUUCUUCAGAACCUCCACCUGCCCCUCACUCACCAGCCCCAUCGUCUAAGAAGAGUGCCAAAAGCCACACUACACCUGGAGUCCCAUGUUCACCUCCACACUCUGCCCCUCCGUCUCCAUCAAUGCCUCGUCCCUACUGGGACCACAACGGUGUUAACAAAGAGCACGAUGGACUUCUCCUUGGAGCUGAAGCAAUCACCUCAGUGUCUGAGGUUCCCAGCAAUAUCUCCUCCCAGACCUACCAGGAACGAGUAGAGGAAUACCACCUGCGCUAUGCCUACAUGAAGUCCUGGGCUGGUCUGCUGAGAAUCUUAGGAUGUGUGCAGUUGCUGCUCGGUGCAGCUGUGUUUGCCUGCGUCUGUGCAUACGUUCACAAAGACAAUGAGUGGUUCAAUAUGUAUGGAUACACUGGUCCACAGAUGUAUGGAGGCCUGGGUGGACUUGGAGGUGGUUACCAAUACACGGGCCCUAAAACCCCAUUUGUUCUGGUAGUAGCUGGUGUGGCUUGGAUCGUGACUGUGAUUUUAGUCGUUCUGGGUAUGUCCAUGUACUAUAGGGCCAUUCUUCUAGACUCUUCCUGGUGGCCACUCACAGAGUGUUCCAUCAACCUGGUUCUGGGUGUGCUCUUCAUCGCGGCAGGAGUUGUGUACGUGAGGGAUACAACUAGAGGAGGACUGUGCAACAUUCCAGUCUUCAACAACGGCGUGAAUGGAGCCUUCUGUCGUACUGAGGCAGGUCAGACAGCAGCCAUUGUCUUCCUCUUCCUCAACAUGGCUCUUUACUUUGUAAGUGCAGGGGUUUGUCUGAAGCUGUGGAGGCAUGAGGCAGCCAGAAUGAGAAGGGAGGCACUGGCAUCAGAGAUGAAGACAACAGUGUCAUCAGUGCCUCUGUCUAUACUCGGUCCAGCCUCUAGAACCUCAGAAGCUACCACCCUUCCCACUGGCCAUCCAGAUAUCAUGGAUGCUCCCAACAGUGUCACAGGUAGCUCGGUGAAGAUGCUCCAUCCAGAGAUUCUCCAAGGUCACAUUCCAGCUGGACACAUCCCCAAACCUGUUAUUAUAGCGGACUAUGUGGCUAAAUAUCCUAGCAUCCACUGUGAUGAGGAGAGGGACCAGUACAAGGCUGUCUUUAACGACCAGUACGCUGAAUAUAAGGAGCUGCAUGCAGAGGUACAGGCCAUGGCUGCAAAGUUUGAAGAAAUGGACAUGAUGAUGACUAACCUGUCUGCUCGGCCGUCCAGUCAGAUGGAGAGGGAACGAAUUGACAGCAUUCUAAUGGAAUAUCAAAGGAAGAAAAAUGACCCAACGUAUCUGGAGAAAAGGGAGCGGUGUGAGUACCUGAAGAACAAACUGUCUCAUAUCAAACUGAAGAUUCAGGAGUACAACAGUGUAAAUGGAUGGAAAGAGGACAGAUAACCGCAACACAAAUACUGCAGUUUUAGCCUGCACUGGCAUUAGUGAAGCUGGAGCUCCCAUCAGUGAGCAUCUAAAAGAGAAAUGUGUGUAUCUGCAAUAAAAGCUGAGAGGUCCUUGUUUGUGUUUUGUGACAGAAGGAGAAACACUGUCAUUAGAGAUGAAGAUUGUCUUAAAGGAUAGAAAAGGUCCAAUGUGGUAUCAAGAAAUAGGGUUCACUGUAUUAUGUCCCUUUCCAUUGCAGUCAUGAGCUACUAAGUGGAAAGACCAGGAAGGAACUGAAAUGACUUUGCUCAAUUUGUUAGCUUGUGCUUCCAAUGUGGUGAAAAGUCUUUGACAAUUCUGCAAAUUGGUUCAUGUAAAGGGGCAGAAAUUUGCUAUUGUCUGGAGACGGAACAGAGGUUUCCAGCUGUGUGGUCAGUGAUCGUUGGACUAAAGUCCGUUGCUUAAAGCCAAAAGUCCUUAUUAAAAAAACUUAGUUUUAGUGAUCAUUGUCUUUUAAAUUUAUAUGUAAAAGUAACAUGAUUUGUUUUAGACCAAUCAGGGGUGUUUGUGGUGCAGAAAUAGUCCAUGAACAUAGAUACAUGUUUCUUGUACUAUUCCUCCUGUCUUAAAACUAUUCUGAUUUCUUCUGACAGUAAACUUACUUUUUACCACACCAGGUCCACAGAGGCAUUGUAUGAUAUAACAUAAGGGACUGUUGAAUUGUUUGAUAGAUAUCUGUCCC